GUCAUCCACGGUGAUCAGGAAACAUCACGGUCCAAUCGAAUGGUCGAGAACAAACAUCGUUACAAACAACGUAACACACGAGAUCUACCAGAUUCAUCUUAACCCUUCUUCAGUCUUCGGAAGCCAAGUAGCCAACUCCCUCUUCUCUUCCUCUCUUUUUCAGUUCUUUCAGAGUCCAGACAAGGUCUCCCUCUCUAUACUUUCUUUCUCUCUCUCUAAGAACACUGCCGGAAUAUUCAAGAGGCGAGGGGAGAGUGAGGGGUGAGUAGAGAGAGAGAGAGACGGAGAAAGAAUCGGAGAUGAUGCAAUCAACGAACGGUGGAGAUUUGAGUCAACAGCAGGGUCAAAACCAACAGCAUCAACAACAUCAGGUUCAACAGCAGCAGCAACAGCAACAUCAAGAGUGGGUGGCGAUGCAGCAGUAUCAGCAACAAUGGAUGGCCAUGCAGUAUUCACCGGCGGCGGCGGCUGCAAUGGCGAUGCAGCAGCAGAUGAUGUAUGCUCAACAACACUACUUGCCCUACCAUUAUCAGCAGCAACAACAACAGCAAUUUCAGCAUCAACAAGUACAUCAAAAUCAGCAACAACAACAAAAACAGGCUCAGAUUCAGAGUUCCAGUGAGGAGAACAAGACGAUCUGGAUUGGUGACUUGCAACAAUGGAUGGACGAAGAUUAUCUCCAGUCCUGCUUCGCUCACACUGGCGAGGUCAUUACUAUAAAGGUUAUUCGCAAUAAGCUGACUGGUCAGUCGGAACGAUAUGGAUUUGUUGAGUUCAUAUCUCAUGAAGCAGCUGAGAAAGUCCUACAAAACUACAAUGCCACCAGAAUGCCCAAUUCAGAGCAAGCAUUCCGCCUGAACUGGGCAGGCUUUAGCACAGGCGAUAAGCGCUUGGAUGCUGGUUCUUCUGAUCUGUCAGUAUUUGUGGGAGACUUAGCUUCAGAUGUUACUGACACAAUAUUACAUGAAACUUUUGCCAGUAAAUACCCAUCUGUUAAAGGUGCAAAAGUCGUCGUCGAUUCAAAUACUGGUCGUUCUAAAGGUUAUGGCUUUGUUAGGUUUGGUGAUGAAAAUGAGAGGUCAAGGGCCAUGACUGAAAUGAAUGGCAUGUAUUGUUCUAGCAGGCCCAUGCGUGUUGGAGUUGCGACCCCCAAGAAGCAAUCCACACAGCAACAGUAUCCUUCACAAGCUCUGAUAUUGGCUGGUGGAUAUGCCCCAAGUGGUGCUACGUCAGAAAGCUCUCAGUCCAAUGGUGAUUCAUCUAACACAACAAUAUUUGUGGGAGGGCUUAGCUCUGAGAUCACGGAUGAAGAACUCAGGCAGUCCUUUGUACCGUAUGGGGAGAUCAUCUCUGUGAAGAUACCAACUGGAAAAGGAUGUGGUUUUGUACAAUUUGUUAACAGAAGCAGUGCUGAGGAUGCGAUACAGAGUUUGAAUGGGGCAGUUAUUGGGAAGCAGACAGUUCGUCUAUCUUGGGGCCGAAAUCCAGGCAACAAGCAGUUCCGAGCAGAUUCCAAUAAUCAAUGGAGCGGGGGCUAUCAGAGAAGGCAAGCUCAGAAUGGCUAUGGAUAUGCCAUGCCACAGAAUCAGGAUACAGGCGUUUAUUCUGCAGCUGCAGCCUAUGGGCCAUCUUCGAACGGAUAUGGCAAUCACCAGCAGCCAGUAAGCUGAAAUUGCUGAGCUAAAUAUUGAAUCAAAAGUAGGAAGGUUUAUUUGCUCUGGUUAAAUGUGUUAUGGUGAAUUUUGUAAGCUGGAUUUGAUAUUUUGGAGACUCUUAAGAUUUCUUUGAACUUAAUUUGGAAUAUCGGAGGAGCCGAGGGGAUUUUUAUAUCUAGUGGUGAGCUUUGUUGACGUUAGAUUCUGAUUGGGGAGCAUGCUGAAUUUGUGUGUCUAAUCACAUUUGCAUUGUUUUAAAGUUUUCAUUAGUAUCUCAUCACAAGCUUGAAAUAAGCGGAAUAACCUCAUUACAAAAUGAGGUUAUUUCGAAUCAAAUUGAACUAUUUUUUCUGUCGUAACUUGACCUUAUUAACU
Molecule: messenger RNA, 2030 nt
Organism: Ilex paraguariensis (yerba mate)
Lineage: Eukaryota; Viridiplantae; Streptophyta; Magnoliopsida; Aquifoliales; Aquifoliaceae
Source: the annotation of a GenBank genome assembly